AUGGCUUUGCAGGAGGAAUUCAAAGAAUAUGCAGAGAAGGCCAAGUUUUUGCCUCCAACAACAAAGGACUCAGAUAAGUUAGCCCUGUAUGGGCUUUACAAGCAAGCAACAGUGGGCGCCAUUAACACUAAUCGACCAGGGUUUUUCAGUCCCACGGAGAGGGCGAAAUGGGAUGCAUGGAAAGCAGUCGAAGGGAAGAUCAAAGAAGAAGCAAUGACUGAUUACAUCGCGAAGGUGAAGCAGCUUCAAGAAGUAGCUUCCACAUAA
Molecule: messenger RNA, 267 nt
Organism: Alnus glutinosa
Lineage: Eukaryota; Viridiplantae; Streptophyta; Magnoliopsida; Fagales; Betulaceae
Product: acyl-CoA-binding domain-containing protein 3-like
Exons: 4
Coding region: 1-267 (88 amino acids)
Biological process (GO): fatty acid metabolic process
Molecular function (GO): fatty-acyl-CoA binding
Source: RefSeq, a predicted model, not a curated record